AUGGACGAAGACGGGUUUGCAGAGUCGCUCAAGCUUGAUAUGAAACCCGUCAGCGAUGGAUGUUUUCGUGAAACUAAAAUCAAGAGGCCAGACGAAGGCUCUCGACGAACAACGGAAAUCACGUUAUGGAACCGAACAGUUUGCCUGACAUCUUCCCCUGCGGACAAUGUGUUCCUAUAUGAGUCGCGACAGAAGGAUCUACGAGUGUUCAAACGUCUUCGCCAACAGAAAAGUCCUGCCAACUACAGCCGAGAGCUCAGUGUGAUGGAACGGGUAUUGAAAGAAGUGGAGCCACAUCAAAAGGAGCUUUUUGUUAGCUUCAUUGGUUGGUUCCCAUCUCAGGACUACAUACACUUUGUACUGGAGUACUGCCCUUACGGGGAUAUUUCUACAUAUUCCGGCCCGCUGUCUGAACUACAGGCAUGGUGUGUGUGUAACCAACUAAUAGAGGGUCUUUCUGUCCUGCAUCAGCUGGACAUCACACAUCGGGAUAUCAAACCGGAGAAUGUUCUAGUCGUUGCCAAAAAUCCGAUUCGGGUGAAGAUUGCCGAUUUUGGAAUCAGCAAGCUCUCCCCAAAAGACAUCACACAGCCGCGGACAAAAACUGGUACAGACGGUUAUAUGGCACCGGAGUGCUUUGGAAUAAAUAACCGGACGACAAAAUCCAGCUACACACAUGCCGUUGAUAUUUGGUCUCUCGGUUGUCUGACCUACUACAUCCUGACAAAGGAGAUUCCGUUCAAGGUAAAGGCAAAUGAGUACACUACAUAUAGGGCACUUCAAAGCUAUUGUGAGGGUGAUAUUGGAUUUCCGGAAGGCCCUCUUGCAAGGCACCAAGUUAGCCUUUCGGGUCGAUAUUUCAUCCAACGACUUUUGGCACCAGUUGCCGAAGACAGGCCAACAGCAUCAGGGCAACUUAUGAUAAACUGGGUGGUUCCUCCAGUGUUGAAAGAUGUUUCUCGCACUUUGACGCAAACUGCAGACUCAUCUAGAGUUGCCGAAUCAUCUACCACCGACAGGAAUACUAUGACAAGUUCUCCAUCGCACCUUUCGUCUAACCAGGAAGAAUUGUUUGAGCUCCCGGAGCUUCUCGGAGAAGACCCAAAUCAAAUCACGAGGCAAACAAGAAAUGAGAACAACAUGGACCCCCACUCUUCAGACCUUUGGCAUCUCGUGAAGUCAGGAAAAGUAAGCAAAUCAAACGAAAAAAGGCUUCGAGCCCUUCUCAUGUUCAACGCAAGUCCAAACAUUCAUUUGAAAGGAUAUACCGCGCUUCACGUAGCCACGGAGCAAGGCGCAGCGGAAUCAGUUAAAACCCUUCUUGAAUUCGAAGCAGACCCUGAAGCCCGUACCGAGCCACGCCAAGAAACCCCGAUCCAUCUCGCCUCCUGUCAAGGGAAGUUUGAGUCUUUCUCCAAGAAAAUACAGCUGCUUGUGGACAAAGGUGCUGAUAUUGAUGCCCAAAACUAUGAAUGGGACACAGCAUUGCAUCUGGCAAUAUGUAGAAUUGGCACGGCGGAUGCGAUCAAUCUUCUACUCAAGUCAGGAGCAUCCACAGAAUUGAAAGGACGAAAUGAACGUACUCCUCUUCAAUAUGCAAUAUUUCUGGAUCGAGAGGAGAUCGCCGCGGUUCUUUUGGGUCAUGGCGCCAAUCCGAACUGCGUCGAUGAAAAUGGUCUCACGCCACUUCACCUUGCAAUCAGAUCCAGCAAGAUCAGCACUGAGUUCUUGAGGCGGCUGAUCGACGCGGGAGCCAACAUCAAUAAGGAAGACGGGAAUCAUCAUACACCCUUAUAUGAAGCGAUCACCCAAGGCGCAAAUGAUGCGAUUAUUCUUCUGCUCAAUCAUGGCGCUGAGUGCAAACCUCAUCAUCAAGAAUUAGGAAGGUACCUUGGUCAACCAGGACUUUGGCAGAAACUUGCUCUGCGCCUUCCGUGGCUUUCUGAAUAG
Molecule: messenger RNA, 1950 nt
Organism: Penicillium canescens
Lineage: Eukaryota; Fungi; Ascomycota; Eurotiomycetes; Eurotiales; Aspergillaceae
Exons: 4
Coding region: 1-1950 (649 amino acids)
Biological process (GO): protein phosphorylation
Cellular component (GO): cytoplasm; nucleus
Molecular function (GO): ATP binding; protein binding; protein kinase activity
Source: RefSeq, a predicted model, not a curated record